Quercus lobata is the source of this 966-nucleotide messenger RNA. RefSeq names its product subtilisin-like protease SBT5.4. Gene Ontology annotation, biological process: proteolysis. The record is from RefSeq and is a predicted model, not a curated record. The transcript is spliced from 5 exons. Lineage: Eukaryota; Viridiplantae; Streptophyta; Magnoliopsida; Fagales; Fagaceae. Gene Ontology annotation, molecular function: serine-type endopeptidase activity. Bases 1 to 966 code for a protein of 321 amino acids.
AUGGUUUUCCGUCAGAGGGCUGCUCAGUUGAGAGUUGCUCCUCCUCAUCCUAAAGGUGUGUCAUCUAGUAGUAUUCCCCCUCCUCCCUUUUCUCUAGGUACAGCUGCUACUGAGACUUCAGGUGCUACUACUGAUGCUGAUGCUGCUGUUCCUCCACUGACAGCUAUGGAUGAUUCAGACAUUCGUUGUGACAAUGUGAACUGUCCUGAUAUCACUGCACCAGGAGUGAGCAUACUUGCUGCUUACACCGAAGUAGCAAGUCCCACUGGAUUAGAUAAUGACAAACGCCAGUUUCCUUACUCUGUACUCUCUGGCACUUCCAUGUCAUGUCCUCAUGUUGCUGGCAUUGUUGGCCUUCUCAAAACACAGUACCCUCACUGGAGUCCAUCAGCUAUCAAAUCUGCAAUCAUGACUACAGGAAAAACCCGAGAUAACACCAGGAAGUCAAUUCUGGACUCAUCCACUGUUGAAGCGACACCAUUUGCCUAUGGUUCAGGACAUGUGAACCCAAACAGUGCAAUGGACCCUGGACUCGUUUAUGACGCUACCACUGAAGAUUACUUGAACUUCUUAUGUGCUCGUGGCUACAAUGAUACCAUGAUCCGAUUAUUUUCUCAGAAGCCUUAUUCAUGUCCCGAUACUUUCAGUAUAGAGGACUUCAACUACCCUUCAAUCGCAGUUCCUAACAUCCAAGCACGAAAGGUGACUCUUACUAGAACAGUAACUAACAUUGGUUCUCCAGGCACAUACAAUGUGCGUGUCAGGCAACCCUUUGCAGUUUUCGUCACUGUCAAACCUAGAGUUUUGGAGUUCAAGACAACUGGUGAAAAGAAGACCUUCCAGGUUAUUAUUACGCCCCAUUUUGCCAAAUUAGGCACUAGAGCCGGCUAUGUAUUUGGAGAUAUGAUUUGGUCAGACGGCAAGCACUCAGUCAGAAGUCCUAUUGCAGUGAAUCUUGCUAGCUAG